Molecule: messenger RNA, 1384 nt
Organism: Coregonus clupeaformis (lake whitefish)
Lineage: Eukaryota; Metazoa; Chordata; Actinopteri; Salmoniformes; Salmonidae
Gene: mospd1
Product: motile sperm domain containing 1
Exons: 6
Coding region: 401-1057 (218 amino acids)
Cellular component (GO): cytoplasm
Source: RefSeq, a predicted model, not a curated record
CAGAAUUCCUUCGCCCUCCAAUAUCCCAGCAUUCACAGCGUAACCUGCAGUAUUGACAAAGAAAAUAACGACAGAAAACAGGGUGGGCUCUCCAAAACAAUACCCCCACAAAUUAACGACAACAAGGGUGCAGCACUGCGUUAUGCUGCUAAGGAGCUGAGGGUGAGUGGGAAGGGCCAUCUGCACCUGAGGGGAGGUUACACACCUGCAGAGCUUCCAGAGAGAGGGCCCUGCCAGACACACCUGCAGAGCUUCCAGAGAGAGGGCCCUGCCAGACACACCUGCAGAGCUUUCAGAGAGAGGGCCCUGCCAGACACACCUGCAGAGCUUCCAGAGAGAGGACCCUGCCAGACACAGAGGACGAGAGAAAGGGACAGGGGAGCGAGCUCAGCUGGAGCCAAUGCAGCAGCAGAGUGGACAGCCUGAGCUAGUGGAAGGAAGCCUUCCCGUGUUCGUGUUCCCCACAGAGCUUGUCUUCUACGCGGACGAGCAGACCUCCCACAAGCAGGUUCUCACCCUCUACAACCCCUAUGAGUUCGCCCUCAAGUUCAAAGUGCUAUGCACAGCGCCAAACAAGUAUACUGUGGUGGAUGCCACCGGAGCCGUCAAGCCACAGUGCUGUGUUGACAUAGUGAUUCGACACAAAGAUGUGCGGGCCUGUCACUAUGGGGUGUCUGAUAAGUUCCGGCUGCAGGUGUCUGAGCAGAGCCAGAGGAAGGCCCUGGGCAGAAAGGAGGUGACGGCCACUCUGAGGCCCUCGGCUGCCCAGGAGCCCCCCAGCCCCCGGCCCCAGGAGGAGGAUCGACAGAUGAAGGAACAGCUGGCCGACAGCGUGUUCUUUGAGCAGACCACCUUCCAGACAGAGAGCCGCUCUCAGUCUGGGGGGCCCAGCCUGCUGACGGUGCUGUUGGGGCUGGUGUGUAUGGCUGCCCUCAUGCUGCCAACCCUGGGGGAGCAAGAAUCCACCGUGCCUGUCUACCUCCACUUAAGUGUUACCAAGAAACUUGUAGCUGCUUACGUUCUAGGUCUUCUUACAAUGGUUAUCCUGCGUACAUGAAGUGCUAUGGGGGCUGGUAAGAGAAUGUGGAGAAGAUACAGAAGAGAAGAGAACAUUGUCACCCAAGGCAACUACAUGCUUGAAAGGGUAGUGUUUAGGGGGUGGGGGAUGGGGUAUCUGGUCAAUUCCCCCUCCCUCUGCCCCAAAAACAUACAUUUAAUUGUUUUGAAAUAAAAACAUAAUACUGACCUGAUACAAUGCAAGAGACCUCUGAUGCAAUGGGCACAGAAAUAACAUUCUGGAGGAGGGCAUUGUGUGGGUCUGCUGCCAUGGGAGGAAGGGUUUGUAUAAAAACAUGGGGGUCAUUAAAUUAAGUGUUUGACUUCA